GUGAAAAGUGUAAAAUCGAAAUUCCCCAAGUGGGUUGUUCUGUUGGUUAUGAGAAAAUUAAUCGAUUGUUCACUUUAACCUAUAAGGGUGUUUUUGUCUAUUGCAAAACGUUUAUGCAACAGUAAAUAUAAUGUCGAUAAUAAAAAUAUUAUCGAUAAAAACAAAUUUAGGCACCCCAGGGUUCUAGCAUCAAAAUUGGUGAAAAUUAGGAAGCAGGAAAAAAAUCCGUCAACAUGGCUUCUAAUAACAAUCAGCAGAAUGGAUGGUUGAGUGGCUUAGGAAUAGGAUUCGGAAACUCCUUAAGUUGUGUCCCUGAACAACAACAGCAGCAGCAACAGCCAGGAGCAUCCUCAGACCCAAAUCAAUACGAACAACUCGAUAGAUCUACUGUUGGCAGUAACACACUCAAGAGAAAUCCCAAAAUGGAGCUUUCAAAAACUGAUCUACUCAAACUAGUUACUUACUUUGAAGGGGAAAUCCAAGCUAGAGACAUCGCAAUAGCAGCCAUGAAGUCGGAGAGGCUAAAGCAAGUGGUGAACGUGGGGCGCUACAGACCAGCGGUAGCCGCCGAUCCGUACACCGCCCUGCUGCGAGACAGCAUCGCGGACGGCCCCAACGCCAAACCCGUCGUUACCGAACAAGAAAUGGCGGUCGCAGCGGAACAACAAUUGCAAGCUUUAGAACAACUGGCGCUUCAACAACGCCGUGCCCACCAACACAUGAUUAAUAUCUUAAAGGAUGCAGAAACCAAACACCGGAAAGUUAUCCAAGAAUUGGAGGAGGAAAAAUGUAAACAUGAACAUGACACCGCGCAAGGCGAUGAUAUUACUUAUGGCUUGGAAAUGGAGAGAACUAGAUUAAGACAAGAAUUAGAAAUGGAAAGAUCUGCAAGGAAGAAAUUAGAAAAAGAGGUGAAAAAACAGCUUGAAAUGGCAGAUGAAGAAAGGGCGAGGCAGAAACAAAUUGUACUUCUUCUGCUAGCUGAGAGGAAGAAAAUCAUAGUUAAGUAUAUUGAAGAGAGGAAGAGAAGUGAAGAUUUAGCGCAAAUUUUGUCAGAGGAAAAGUCGCGAAUUGAUAGUAUGGCUGAAGGGCUGGAAGAAGAGAGCAAAAAGUCAUUGCAGAUGGAAGCUGAACUUGAAAAACAAGUACAUGUUUUUGAAGCCGAUAAGAAAACGUUAACAGCUCAAUUUGCGGUCAAGGAGGCUAGGUGUCAAGAACUCGAAUCAGAAUUACAGAAACUCAAGGCUGACUACGAGCUUUUAAAAAAUCGAAGUAGUGCAACUUGUGAUAGCGCAGCUCCCAUGAUAAGUAGCGUAGCGAAAGUCGUUCAACCAACAGCAACAGUAUCAAGUGUUCCAGUGUCAGGGCCAACUACAGGAAUCGCUCAGUCCGUUACUCCCGGUCAAGCACUCCGCCAGACGACGAUAGCGCCCCCUAUACCGAUCGCAACGACUAAGUUGAUGACGAAUACCGGUGCUGCAGCGCAGCAGUCGCCGGCGGCCCGAUCUCAACCUAAACCAGGCUUUCAUACUCAAUAUCAAGGCGCCACCGCCCCCCAAACGCCCCCGAAGAAGGGGGCGGUGGCCGGGAGAGGCGUUCCUCCCCCCAUUCCCCCUAAUAAACCUGUCAUUCCUUGUAAGCAAACACCAGCGCGACGGCCGGAGAGCGCAGACGAUAAAAAAAAAGCAAGUAGCGGCGGGAGCAAGGAAGCGGCGCCCUCUUCCGGUGAAAGCAGUCGUAGUGGUUCUCAAGGUAUAGAAAUUUUAGGGCAAGAAUUGGCCGAUUUUCAACAAAUGUUUGUUACUAUGGCAACUAGCAAUAACACUUAGGAAUCGUUUUGUAAUUUAUGUAUUUGUUGGCAGAUUGAGGUUUGGUAGUACUCGGACAGACCUCAAGUCCACUCCUUAUGUGAUAAUUACUAAGUAAAUCUACACUUGGACGCUGAGUUAUUAGAAUUAUUUUUUUACUACUUUGCAUUUGGCACUGCAACUUUAGCCCAGAGGUUUCAAAGACUCAAAUUUACGUACCAAAUAUGUAAAUGCUGAUACCGAUUUUGUUGACUGAAGUUGUAGCAUGUACGUUUUCAGAGUUUGUACUUGGUUCUUAAUUAUUUCGAAUUGCUUUUUUUCUAUUUUUGUAGAAAGUAUUGUUAUUUAAUUUGACUCUAAUGAACUACUUAAAUUUUGUUGUAUUUUUUUUACAAAAUAAACUCUUCCUAUUGUCUCGCCUGACCAUUUAUGAUACAUCACCAACUUAAAAUUGGCGUUUUACUUAUAAUUACGUCUAGGUGCAUCUGUAUAUGUAAUACAUAGUAGGUAUUAAAUAUCUGUAUAUAGUGUAAAGUGUUUACUUGUACAAAAAUAGUAUUAAAAUGUGUAUAUGCAUACAACACACUUAGAGACUAAGAGUAGUUCUUAUGGAUCUCGUGACAACUUCCUUAAGGUUACUGAAUCGAGGCGUGCAUUAGAAGGGGUUAAUACCCUGUGAUUUUCGUUUUUAACUAUGAUUUUAAGCUUAUUUAGCGUAAUUAAAUUAAUGUAAACUAUAAGGGAGCUAGUCGUUAGUGUAGCCAACUGUGGUAGAAAACUAUCACGAUUAUCGAGAUUACAUUAAUCAUACUUUACUAUGGUAUUCUGUGUUUUCCUGGCUCGAUGUAUGAUCUCAAAUGUAAGAGCACUCAUACCUUGUGAGUAGGUACUAACUAUUAUUUACGAUCCCCCCUGUUACUAAUUUAAAGAUUAAAUUAAAUUAUUAACAUUGAAAA
Messenger RNA from Zophobas morio, 2764 nucleotides. RefSeq names its product CTTNBP2 N-terminal-like protein (gene Naus). Bases 234 to 1829 code for a protein of 531 amino acids. The transcript is spliced from 7 exons. The record is from RefSeq and is a predicted model, not a curated record. NCBI's taxonomy places the organism in Eukaryota, Metazoa, Arthropoda, Insecta, Coleoptera, Tenebrionidae.